Molecule: messenger RNA, 482 nt
Organism: Amoebophrya sp. A120
Lineage: Eukaryota; Dinophyceae; Syndiniales; Amoebophryaceae
Source: the annotation of a GenBank genome assembly
CUUUUUCAUGUAAAUUCAACAAAUUAGGCUCUAUUUUAGCUCAAAUUAGGCCUGAUUCAGGUCAAAAAUGGCAUAUUUUAGUUCCAAAAAUGCAUGGCAAAUGGAUCAAAAGGCGCAAAAUGGCGCCCCAGUUUCCACUGGUAGGACCGGAAAUCCGACGCAGGGUUCAGAAAAUGAAGCGCAGAGCAUGCUGCUGCAUGAUCUAGGUUCCUGCACUGACUAACUGCGCGCCACUUUUGUCUUUACCGCAUCAGGAACGUCCACACCACGGGAAACGUUAGGGGCUUACGCGAUGCUUUAGGAUGAAGCACAAAGAACCUUUACUACGCUGGGGCUGGACUAGGUCCGGCCAGAACACAUUGAUGGAUAUUGUGCCCUUUUUGGAUUACAUUUUACCGGGAUUUAUUUCUGCUUGCGCCUAAAGAACACUAUUGGCUUGUGGGUAGUGUGCGAGCCCUCGGUUGACUUGGUUGUAGAUUCUU